CCUUUCCUGAACAACGCUGGUAAGCGUAGAGGCUAAACUAGAAAAGGUUGCAAAAACAGAGAAAUCUUUUUCUUCAACCAGUCACUAGCAUUUCCCGCGAAGUCCGACCCCAGGGAGACGCUGAAACCCUAUCUCGGCCUAGCCCAUGGAUGCCCUCAGGAAGCAGCUUGACGUUCUCAUGGGGACCAAUAGGAACGGGGACGUGACAGAGGUCGACCGCAAUUACUCCGAUCGCGACGUCUGCCGGCUCUUUCUCGCCGGCCUUUGCCCCCACGACCUCUUCCAACUCACUAAAAUGGAUCUCGGUCCUUGUCCAAAGGUGCACUCCUUACAACUUAGAAAAGAUUAUGAAGUAGCAAAAGUGAAAGGUAUGCACAACUUUGAUAGAGAUCUUGAAGAAUUAAUUGAAAGACUUAUUGUAGAGUGUGAGAGAAAAAUUCAGAGAGCCCUGAAGCGUUUAGAGGAUGAGGAUGCUAAGGCUGCCAUAGCUAUAUCUGUUUCUCAAGUUACUCAGACGCCAGAAGUGGUGGAGUUGUCUAAGCAAAUUAAGGAGAAGCUAAAGGAAGUUGAUACUUUUGAUUUGGAAGUGAAAACUGACAGUAAAAUACGGGCUCAAGAAGCAUUGGAAGAGCUCAGAACAAAAAGAGCUGAUAAGCAGGCUAUGCUUCUCCUUGAUGCUUUUAACAAAGAUAGGGCCUCUUUACCACAACCAAAUCAGAACCCUCCACAGUUAGCACCUGUCCCCAUGCCAAAUCCUCCCGAUCCUCACACCCAGGAGAUGAUCAAUCAAAAGCUCAAGAAGGCAGAAGAUCUUGGUGAGCAAGGAAUGAUAGAAGAGGCGCAGAAAGCCUUGGAAGAAGCUGAGGCUCUUAAAAAGAUGAGUGCUCGGCAGGAGCCAACUCUGGACUCAUCAAAGUAUACUGCUGUUGAUGUGCGAAUUACUGAUCAGAAGCUACGUGUCUGUGACAUUUGUGGAGCUUUCUUAAGCGUUUAUGACAGUGAUCGUCGAUUGGCUGAUCAUUUUGGAGGGAAGUUGCACUUGGGUUACAUGCAAAUACGUGAGAAGUUAGCCGAACUCCAGGAGACCACAAAUAAGUCUCGUAUGAGAGACCGAUCUGAGGACAGAAGGUCAAGGGAUCGAAGUCGAGAGAAUCGAAGUGACAGUCGCGAAAGAGGACAUGAAUAUGAUCGUCGGAGUAGGGAACAACAUGAUAAGCAUUCUGAUAGAGAGUGGGGAAAUGACCACAAACGUGAUCGAGGUUCGGGUCGAUCUCGCCAUUAUGAUUCUGGGAACCGGCGAAGAUCUCGAUCUCGUUCAAGGGAGCGAUCCAGAAAUUAUGACAGGCACAGGCGUCAUGAUCGAUACUGAAGGUUUCUCCUUGGGCGUGCCUUUUAUCAGUGGAAAGAGGAGGCUUUGUUCGCCGGAAUGCGUCGUCUCCUUCAGGUUUCUGUGCCCAUGGAAACUGUUAGGAGAUCUUUGCAUUGCCAGUGGAAGCAUUGAUGCUUCAUCCUGUACGAGUUUUCUACUAUAAGAAAGUUUUUUAAGUGGGUCUUGAGACUGCCAUGUAAACUUGAACCAUUUCUUUAUUUGGAUUAAUGCAUACCAUGAAUUUUAAUGAUUUGAAA
Messenger RNA from Dendrobium catenatum, 1626 nucleotides. Its product is annotated as putative RNA-binding protein Luc7-like 2. Gene Ontology annotation, biological process: mRNA splice site recognition. Bases 146 to 1369 code for a protein of 407 amino acids. The record is from RefSeq and is a predicted model, not a curated record. Gene Ontology annotation, cellular component: U2-type prespliceosome; U1 snRNP. The transcript has 13 exons. Lineage: Eukaryota; Viridiplantae; Streptophyta; Magnoliopsida; Asparagales; Orchidaceae. Gene Ontology annotation, molecular function: mRNA binding.